GUCAAACAAAAAAAAAAGUCAACAAGCAAACAGUGAAAAAUCCGACAAAGAGAAUCGUGUCACAUUUUUUGGAAGGGGAUCACCAAAAAUAAUAAAAGAGUACAACCAAAUGCCAGACUCGGUCUCCUCCAGCAGCUCAGACUCGGGCAGCGAGUCGGGCUGGAUCGACGCCGAGAACGAAGUCGAAGAUGCGCCUACCAUCAUCUCGCUGCUCGACGACCAGACUUUUAGCGAUGCCUUGUCCAUGGUGAACUACUGCAAGGAGAAGGGCUUUGACUUUUUGGCGACGCGCGACCGGCUGGGACUGGACUUUUACGGGUGCAUUAAGCUCAUCAACUUUGUCCGCCAAAAAGUCCACGAGGGCGCAGAACUUCCCAAGGAAAUCUCAAAAGAGGACCUCGAGGACGACAAGUACCUCAAACCAGUUCUGGACGACGAUGCAUUCAUCAUAUGCCUAGACGACCUUCCCGAGUCGUCAUCACCCACCGCCGCCGACAAGGCAGCAGCCCCAGCGGGAGACGCAGAGGAUCUGAGGACAAAGAACUCGGAGCUGCAGGCCGAGCUGGACAAGUUGGCGCGCCAGUUUGCCGACUACAGGCUCGCAGUGCAGCAGACGCUCGACCAGCGCUGGGGCGAGGACGAUGCUCCUGCUACUGGUGCUGCUGCCGCCGGUGGUGCUUCGUCGUCGUCUGGUGGUGCUGCUUCUGGGGCCAAGUCGGCGGAUGGUACUGUUGAGAAGCCAAAGGAUGAUUCAAAGUAUUACUGGGAGUCGUAUGCACACAACGAGAUCCACGAGAUCAUGCUCAAAGACACGGUCCGCACCGAAGCGUACCGCGACUUCAUCUACAACAACAAGCACCUCUUCAAGGACAAGGUCGUGCUUGAUAUUGGCUGCGGCACUGGAAUCCUGAGCAUGUUCUGCGCGCGGGCGGGCGCAAAGCUCGUCGUGGCCGUCGACAACUCGGACAUUAUCGACAAGGCACGCGAGAACAUCUUCAACAACGGCCUCGGCUCCACCAUCACCUGCCUCAAGGGCAAGGUCGAAGAGGUCGUCCUCCCCGUGCCACAGGUCGACAUCAUCGUCAGCGAGUGGAUGGGCUACUGCCUGCUGUACGAAGCCAUGCUCCCCAGCGUGCUGUGGGCGCGGGACCGCUACCUCAAGCCCGACACGGGUCUCGUCGUGCCCAGCCACGCCAGCAUGUGGGUAGCCCCCUUUGCCGACCAGGAGUGGGUAGACGACCACGUCACCUUUUGGCGCGACGUCUACGGCUUCGACAUGCGCGCCAUGCAGGAGGGCAUCUGCCUCGACAGCCACAUCGAGGUCGUGCCGUCGUCGUCUGUCGCAGGCGAACCCUCCAUGUUCCGCAUGCUGGACCUGCACACGUGCACGACGGCCGACUUGGUCUUUGACGUGCCCUACCGCUCCACCGCCACCCGUGACGCCGACCGCCUCGACGGCUUCCUGGUCUGGUUCGACAUCUUCUUCGCCACGGACAGAGAUCCCAAGGCCGUAGAGCCCGCAAACGUGACGGCGGCGUCGUGGUCCGAGGACGGCAAGCGCGAAGACCGCGUCGCGUUCACCACAGGUCCGUUUGGCAAGCCCACGCACUGGAAGCAGGGCAUCCUCCCCAUCAAGCAGGAGGCGCCGGUGGUGAAGCUCGUCAAGGGCCAGCCGGUCGAAGGGAACCUAGCCCUGACGAUACCAAAGGACAACCCGCGCGGGUUGAUGCUCAAGGUUACGUGGAAUGGGGACGACGGCAAGGUUCAGGAGCAGUCGUGGGAGUGCUGAGUUUUGUUUGAUGGAGAAGACGGGAUAUCCUGUGGUCAACAUAGAGCAGACAGUGGCCAGGUGUUGUUGAAACCAAAAUAAAAGAGA
Pyricularia grisea is the source of this 1876-nucleotide messenger RNA. RefSeq lists its product as uncharacterized. The transcript is spliced from 3 exons. Gene Ontology annotation, cellular component: nucleus. Gene Ontology annotation, molecular function: protein-arginine N-methyltransferase activity. The record is from RefSeq and is a predicted model, not a curated record. Gene Ontology annotation, biological process: peptidyl-arginine methylation. NCBI's taxonomy places the organism in Eukaryota, Fungi, Ascomycota, Sordariomycetes, Magnaporthales, Pyriculariaceae. The coding region runs from base 110 to 1789 and encodes 559 amino acids.